Molecule: messenger RNA, 1966 nt
Organism: Vigna radiata var. radiata (mung bean)
Lineage: Eukaryota; Viridiplantae; Streptophyta; Magnoliopsida; Fabales; Fabaceae
Product: protein ANTHESIS POMOTING FACTOR 1
Exons: 10
Coding region: 92-949 (285 amino acids)
Cellular component (GO): Set1C/COMPASS complex
Molecular function (GO): protein binding; chromatin binding
Source: RefSeq, a predicted model, not a curated record
CCCAACCUGUUAAAGAACUAUUAAAAAGAGACGACGGAUUGUUCUGCCGUGUUACUUCCCUUCCACACUGUUGAUACUUUGCACGGCGAAGAUGACCUCGUCGCUUACGGAGCUUGACGAUGAUUUGGUUCGCUGCAUGUCCAUAGGAGCCGUCUUCUCCGAAUUCGGUGGGAAGAUACAUUCCAUCGAUUUCCAUCGAAAGGAUGAUUUACUUGUCACGGCAAGUGAGGAUGACUCAGUUCGACUUUAUGACAUCGCUAAUGCCAAGUUGCUGAAGACCACUUCUCAUAAGAAACAUGGUACAGAUAGGAUAUGCUUUACUCAUCAUCCAAGCUCUGUUAUAUGCUCUUCAAAAUACAAUUUGGAGUCUACUGGAGAAUCAUUGCGAUACUUAUCAAUGUAUGAUAACCGAUGCAUAAGAUACUUCAAAGGGCACACACAGAGGGUUGUUUCUCUCUGCAUGUCUCCAAUCAACGAUAGCUUCAUGUCUGGUUCUCUAGACCACAGUGUCAGGAUAUGGGAUCUUCGAGUAAAUGCUUGCCAGGGCAUCUUACGUCUACGUGGUAGACCUGCUGUUGCAUAUGACCAACAAGGCCUUGUCUUUGCUGUAGCAAUGGAAGGGGGGGCUAUUAAAUUAUUCGAUUCUCGUUCUUAUGACAAGGGUCCAUUUGACACCUUUCUAGUUGGUGGUGACACAGCUGAAGUUUGUGAUAUCAAAUUCAGUAAUGAUGGCAAAUCAAUGCUUUUAACUACUACUAAUAACAAUAUUUAUAUUCUUGAUGCAUAUGGAGGAGAAAAGCGUUGUGGGUUUAGUUUGGAAGCAUCUCCUGGUACUCCUAUAGAGGCUACUUUUACCCCAGAUGGGAAAUACAUGGUGGCAGGCUCAGGAGGUGGAACCAUGCAUGCUUGGAGUAUUGAGACGAAGAAUGAGGCCCAAUAUGAUUCGUAGAUACCAAAUGUCUGCGGUUCGGUUUUGAGCAUUUCUGAAGUAUGCCCAAUGAAUGUCUUCAUUCUAUAUUGUGAUAAACAUGCAUAUAUAAAUUUAAAAUUGGUAAAGUAUACACAAAAAUAGCCCUUAUAUUUAGCUUCCUAUAAUUUACCCUCAGAAUUUUCAAAUUGGUAAACGGAACUGCUUUAUUGAUGGGCAACUAAAACCAUUUGCACUUAAUGCCAAAGAAUUCCUCAGUUCAUGAGACAUUCAUUUUAUUUACUGAAAACUGUAAUUGUGUAUUCUUUGUAAUGAUAAAUGAGUAUAUGUUUAAAUGACAAAAAAAAUGAAUGUCUAUAUGGCUAAUUAUACUCUAUGGUAGUGAAUGUUGGAAUUUAAAGGGACGAUGUGAGAAAAAAAGCAAAUGGUUGUGUGUGAGGUGAUAUUUGAGUGAUACCUAUCAAGGAAAAUCUGACAUUUUUUAUGAUGGUUUGACCUUGUGCAUAUAAGGCCAUUGGAAGCACUGGUGAGGAGAGUAUAGACAUUUGAGGUGAAGAGAGAAAUAAUAUACAUCUAUGUGAUAUAUUUAUGUUAUAUUUCAAAUUUUUAUCCAUAUAAAGCAUGACAUAGGAUUGGACCCAAGCUCAUACAAAAUGUAUAACACUCCCUUUCAAGCUUGAGCAUAUAAAUCAUAUGCACCAAGCUUGGUACAUAUAUAAUCAAUCCUAGGAUCCCACAAUGGUUUAGUGACGAUAUUUGCUAAUUGAUCAUUGAGAAUAACAGAUCAUGGGAUAAUGUCUCUAGAUACAAUUUUUAUCUCGAAUUAAGUGGCAAUCUAUCUUAAUAUGUUUCUUGUGAAAUACUGAGUUUAAGGUAAUAUGAAGAGAAACUUGGUCAUCACAAAUGAGAUAUCUUUGUAACUUUCUCAAAUCAUAGUUCUUUAAGGAACUUUUUUAGCCAAAUAAAAUGACAAGAUGCAUAAGCCAUUGCUAUAUACUCUGCUUCUCUACAUGAAAGCGAACACGCAAAAUAUUGAUC